Molecule: messenger RNA, 579 nt
Organism: Prunus armeniaca (apricot)
Lineage: Eukaryota; Viridiplantae; Streptophyta; Magnoliopsida; Rosales; Rosaceae
Source: the annotation of a GenBank genome assembly
AUGAGGGCACCCAUUCCGGGACUUCUACUCAAGCUUUAUUUGGCUGCAACGAAUGCUACGGUUAGAGCUUUGCUUGCUCAAGAUGACCAUGAUGGGGAGGAAAGCCCUAUUUAUUACGUGAGUAGACAGUUAAGAGGAGUCGAUGCCAGAUAUUCGAAGACUGAGCUCUUAUGCCUUGCCCUUGUCUACACUGCACAACAAUUGCAACAUUACUUCAUUGCUCAGAAGCUACAACUUACAGUGAAGUCCGAUCCUGUGAGGUAUUUGCUCAUGAGACCAGUAUUGUCAAGACACCUUGCACGUUGGUUGCUACAACUAUCUGAGUUUGAUAUCACAUGCAUAACCCCAAGAGCUAUCAAAGGACAAGCUGUGAUCGACAUGUUAACCAUGUUCCUUGAAGCAGAGGAGAUCAUCCUUUCUGAAGAAGUUUUGGGAGAGCUGCCGGAAAUGGUUGCCGUUGCUACGGAGGAAGAACCAUGGACCCUCUACUUUGAUGGUUCUUCUACAACCAAUAGCGGAGGAGCAGGCGUGGUGCUCAUUAACCCUGAGGGGCAAGAGAAAUGGACAUGGAAAAAAUGA